Messenger RNA from Periophthalmus magnuspinnatus, 1351 nucleotides. Its product is annotated as GDP-L-fucose synthase-like. Gene Ontology annotation, biological process: nucleotide-sugar biosynthetic process. Gene Ontology annotation, molecular function: GDP-L-fucose synthase activity. NCBI's taxonomy places the organism in Eukaryota, Metazoa, Chordata, Actinopteri, Gobiiformes, Gobiidae. The coding region runs from base 55 to 1032 and encodes 325 amino acids. The record is from RefSeq and is a predicted model, not a curated record. The transcript has 10 exons.
UUGGAGAACUAUUCCACGUACUUUUGAUGUUCAUCGCUUCAGUCUUAUAAAAAUAUGAGCUGUCAGGAGAACAACACGUGUCCAAUGAGGGUGUUGGUGACGGGGGGCUCAGGGUUGGUGGGCAGGGCCAUUCAGCAAGUGGUGAAAGAAGAGGGGGGGGGCAAAGAAGGAGAAGAGUGGGUGUUCCUCUCCUCCAAGGAUGCUAAUCUAAUGAACAAGGAGGAGACCAAAGCUGUAUUUGAGAAGCAUAAACCUACUCAUGUGAUCCAUUUGGCUGCUAUGGUUGGAGGUCUUUUCAAGAAUAUGAAGUUUAAUCUGGAUUUUUGGAGAAACAACAUUCACAUCAAUGACAACGUGCUGCAGGCGGCACAUGAAGUUGAUGUAGUAAAAGUGGUGUCCUGUCUUUCAACAUGCAUUUUCCCUGAUAAGACGACCUACCCUAUUGACGAAACUAUGAUUCAUAACGGUCCACCUCAUGACUCAAACUUCGGCUAUGCUUAUGCAAAGAGAAUGAUCGACGUUCAUAACAGAGCAUAUUUUCAACAGUAUGGGCGCUGUUAUACUGCUGUGAUUCCCACUAAUGUUUUUGGUCCACAUGACAACUUCAGUAUUGAGGAUGGCCACGUGCUACCGGGGCUCAUACACAAAGCUUAUCUUGCUCAAAAGGAAUUGAAGCCUUUGGUUGUAUGGGGCUCUGGAUCUCCAAGAAGACAGUUUAUUUACUCUUUGGAUUUGGCUCGUCUUUUCCUGUGGGUUUUAAGAGAUUAUCCAGAAGUAGAUCCCAUCAUUUUAUCUGUUGGUGAAGAAGAUGAAGUUUCAAUUAAAGAGGCAGCAGAAGCAGUUGUUCAGUCUCUUGACUUUAAAGGUGAAGUGGUGUAUGACACUAGCAAAGCUGAUGGCCAGUUUAAAAAGACAGCCAGCAAUGCAAAGCUUUGCAGUUACUUACCAAAUUUCAAGUUUACACCAUUUAAACAAGCUUUGAAGGAAACCUGUGAUUGGUUUGUGAAAAACUAUGAUACAGCUCGGAAAUAAAAUCCUGAAAUGCUCCACAUGAGGUGUUUUCAGACAAUUAUUAGUUGGAACAGAAGUUACUGGGUUAAUUCUGCAGUGAAACUUUGCUACAUAGUUUUGUUCAAAUGAUUUAUAAUGAUACGAUGGUAUGGAUUAUAUUUGUUACAAUUGUUUUUACUUAUGUCAAGAAACGAUAUUAAGCUUUCUCUAGUAAUAUUAGUUACAGUGGUUAGUUUAAUUUUGAUUAGAAUGAGCCUUUGUACUGAAGUCCAUUUCUACUUCAAUUUUUUUUUUUUUUUGUAUAAUGAUCAAAAAAGACCAAAAUAAAUAUUUUUUUACC